UUCUUCUUUUGCAGUUGAAAACACGACAGGGAUGAAGUAUCUGGUGCUCUUUCUGGCGCUGGCAGUCUUUGCUGGCGUCCAAGCAGUUAGUCGUUUCCGUCAAGAAUUCCCCGGACCGUACUGUGCGGCGCGUAGGUAUGAUCCCUGCUGUCGCGAUCGUCAGGAUGGCUGUUCACAACCAAUAUCCACGACGCUGUGCUACUGUGAUGAGUUCUGUCAACGAGGUGAGCACGGUGAUUGCUGUCCCGAUUACGAGGAAGUUUGUGAAGGUAUUACUCCUGAACCGGAAAAUGCCACAUCGUGCGUACACAAGAACCAUUAUUUCACACCGUACCAUGACGUCAUAGUGGACAACUGCAAUACUUGCAAAUGCAACUACGACGGAUCGGUCACAUGUACCGAGGAUGUAUGCCUGGUUGAUGACGAUCUUCUGCGCCAGUUGCAACAUCUGGAGCGGUCCGUUGGAUGGAAGGCAACCAACUAUACCGAAUGGUGGGGACGGAAAUAUGACCAAGCAAAGAAGCUUCGCCUGGGUACAUUCUAUCCGAAGGUCCCAGUAAAGGGAAUGAAACGGAUCACGAAUAAGGCUGGCACGUUGCCUAGACACUUUGAUGCAAGUGAGCAUUGGACCGGACUGAUAACUGAGGCUCGGGAUCAAGGAUGGUGCGGUUCGUCCUGGGCCUUUUCCACUGCUACGAUGGCUUCCGACCGUUUCGCGAUCCUUUCGAAGGGACGCGAAAUGAUUCAGUUAGCCCCACAACAGAUGCUUGCCUGCGUGCGUCGCCAGCACGGAUGUAAUGGUGGAUACUUGGACGCAGCUUGGUAUUACUUGCGUAAAAUAGGUGUUGUCGAUGAAGACUGCUACCCUUACAUUGCGGCACAAAAUGUGUGCAAAAUCCAACCGGGCGAUACAUUGAUCACGGCCAACUGUGAACUGCCAGCGAAGGUGAAUCGUACUGACAUGUACCGAAUGGGACCGGCGCUAAGUCUGAACAACGAAACCGAUAUCAUGACCGAGAUCAAGGAUCGUGGAACAGUGCAGGCUAUCAUGCGAGUGUAUCGCGAUUUCUUCUCAUACCGAAGUGGAAUUUACCGUCAUUCGGCCGCAGCCACUCCUGCCGACGAACGUUCCGCUUAUCACUCAGUUCGUCUGAUCGGUUGGGGCGAGGAACGCCAUGGCUAUGAAGUCGUUAAAUAUUGGAUUGCGAUCAACUCCUGGGGCCAAUGGUGGGGCGAGAAUGGGCGCUUCCGCAUUCUGCGCGGAUCAAACGAGUGUGAAAUUGAGAGUUACGUCCUGGCCUCCAACCCGUACGUACAUGAGCACGUCGAGGCUAUACGCAAUGUGGGUGACCUGCAGGAGUUCUACGUCGGCACGGGUUAUGUUCCACAUCCCAGUCGCCGGUACCCACCGUAUGGACGUGGCUAA
Molecule: messenger RNA, 1426 nt
Organism: Anopheles maculipalpis
Lineage: Eukaryota; Metazoa; Arthropoda; Insecta; Diptera; Culicidae
Gene: Swim
Exons: 7
Coding region: 32-1426 (464 amino acids)
Biological process (GO): proteolysis
Cellular component (GO): lysosome
Molecular function (GO): cysteine-type peptidase activity
Source: RefSeq, a predicted model, not a curated record